AUGAGGUUAUUCAGUAAAGAAACUGGGGGAAGGAGUAGAGGGGGUGUAUAUUCAGUGGAUGUGGACUGUCUUGAUCCAGCCUUUGCUCCAGGGGUAUCUCACAUCGAACCAGGAGGCCUUUCCUUUCGUGAUGUUCUCAACAUCCUACACAACCUCCAAGGCAAUCUGGUUGGUGCAGAUGUGGUAGAGUUCAACCCACAACGUGACACUGUUGAUGGAAUGACUGCAAUGGUUGCUGCUAAGCUUGUAAGAGAACUGGUGGCCAAGAUGUCAAAAUGA
Messenger RNA from Durio zibethinus, 279 nucleotides. NCBI's taxonomy places the organism in Eukaryota, Viridiplantae, Streptophyta, Magnoliopsida, Malvales, Malvaceae. The record is from RefSeq and is a predicted model, not a curated record.